Molecule: messenger RNA, 1782 nt
Organism: Pediculus humanus corporis (human body louse)
Lineage: Eukaryota; Metazoa; Arthropoda; Insecta; Psocodea; Pediculidae
Product: zinc finger protein MYND domain-containing protein, putative
Exons: 10
Coding region: 1-1782 (593 amino acids)
Biological process (GO): regulation of transcription elongation by RNA polymerase II
Molecular function (GO): protein binding; DNA binding; transcription corepressor activity
Source: RefSeq, a predicted model, not a curated record
AUGACUCGCAGAAGGGUUUCUUGUCCACAAGUUACCCAGCAGCUAUGGGAUGCCAUUAAAAAUAUAAGGGGCCAAAGGCAAGUUCCUACAGCUGAAAGAAUUCAAAAAUUUAUGCUUAAGGAAUUUGGUGUUAGUGAAGAAGAAGUCACCAGGCAGUUAAACCAUUGUGUUAGAGAUGGCUUAAUUGAGAUAACAAAGAGAACUAUAAGUAAAGGGAAUUAUAUAGGUUCGGAACAAGAAGGUUACAAAUUGCCUUUACUCAGUUUGAAGCCAGAUGAUUUUGAUUGGUAUUGUUUUGACUGUCAUAGAGCUGGAGAUGUAAUAUGCUGUUCCAGACCUAACUGCCUUAGAGUUUAUCAUCUUGCUUGCAUUUCAUCAACUGAUCUUCCUGAGGGAGCUUUUGUAUGCCAUGUUUGUAAGAUGUGCGAAGUAACUCCAGAUAAAUUUCAAAUGAAAAAAUCAAAAUUAAACAGACUGUUGGGUUAUACACUUCAAAAAUUAAAAUCAAAAUAUCCACUUACAUUAAAAGAUCAAAGGCUUCCACCUCCGAAUAAAAAUGUUUUAGCUGGCUCAGAUAUGAAUCUCACUCUUAUGGAAGACAAAAUCGACCAACACAGAUACAAACUCUUGGAAGAGUUUCAUGUAGAUGCACUUAAUAUUGUUCACAAUAUGGUCAUUUAUAAUGGAGUCGACAGUGCUGUUGCUGAUAUUGCAAGGCAAAUGCUUAGAGACUGCAUUCAAGACUUGCAGGAAAUAAAGCAAUGUGUGGAUUGUUAUAAGCAAAGCCACGGGGAUAAAAAAAAAUUAUGGUUUUGCAAGCCAUGUAGAAAGCCACACGAAUUAGUUUAUGCAAAACAAUUUGGAUUUCCUUAUUGGCCUGCAAAAGUAAUCAAAGUCGAAGACGAUCAAUAUGAUGUUCGGUUUUUCGGUGCCCAACAUUUGAGAGCCAUGAUUCCAAAAGCUCAUAUUAGACCCAUUUCAGUCAACAUUCACACGCUUCAAGGAAAAAGAUCAUCAGCUUGGAACAAAGCUUGCGAAGAAUUGAAAAGACAUCAAGAACUUCUUGAAAAAGCUAGGAUAGCCACAAACAACUUUACGAAAUUUGUAGAAUCGAGUUCGAGUUCCGAUUCGGAUUCCGACAUGGCUUCCGCCAAAGAUACCCGACACGGGAAAUCGAAAGAGGCUUCCGAUAGCAACGAUAUUGAAAGUUCGGCGAGAGAAAAAAAACAAUUUACUAGAAGCACGUCGAAGAAAGAAACGUCGACGAGUCCGGAAAACGAUUUUAAAGUUAGUACAAAGGGGAAAAAUAAAGACGGCGGAAAAAUCGGACAGAGAGCGAGUCAAAGAGUCAUGAAUAAAAGUGAGGAAACGAUCGUGUCGAGUUCGUCGCAGGAACCGAUAACGCGAUCCGUUUCCGUUCAAACGAGUCGAGCGGAAGUGACCGCGGAAGAAUCUCAAGAAUUGGUACAAAAAGCGGAAAGGAUCGCGGAAUUGGAAAAAGAAUUGCAGGUUCAAUUGAACGCGAGCAAAAUGCUCGAAGUCGAAUUGAACAAGACGAGAGUGAUUUUGGAAAGGAUGAGGAGCGAUCACGAGGAUGAAUUGUCCGAGAUAAACAACAAACACGUCAUGAAUAUAUCGGAAAUAAAAAAGAAACAAUGGUGUUACAACUGUGAGACUGAAGCAAUAUACCACUGCUGUUGGAAUACUGCUUACUGCAGCGUCGAAUGUCAGCAAGCACAUUGGCAAUCCGAACAUAAAAGAGUUUGCAGGAGGAAAAGAUAA